This is a messenger RNA of Lymnaea stagnalis (great pond snail), 198 nucleotides long. The record is from the annotation of a GenBank genome assembly. Lineage: Eukaryota; Metazoa; Mollusca; Gastropoda; Lymnaeidae.
AGAGACCUAUGGAGUGAAGUGAAUCACCUUCUAGUUGGAUUUGGACAACAAGUUUGUCUUCCUGUUGGGCCAAAGUGUGGGGGUUGUCUUAACAGAUUUAUUUGCCCCUUUAGUUCAUCCUAUAACCCAUCAGAAAAGUCUAAAAUAAAAAUUAAUAGCGGAUAAGUAAGCACAUUUUUAAUUAUCUUUUGAGGCUGC